Hydractinia symbiolongicarpus is the source of this 432-nucleotide messenger RNA. RefSeq lists its product as uncharacterized. NCBI's taxonomy places the organism in Eukaryota, Metazoa, Cnidaria, Hydrozoa, Anthoathecata, Hydractiniidae. Bases 1 to 432 code for a protein of 143 amino acids. The record is from RefSeq and is a predicted model, not a curated record. The transcript has a single exon.
AUGAACUUGCGUAUCGGUAAAAUUGAGGGUUACAACAACAAUAUCUUAAUUGCACCUGCCAACGUAAACGUUGGGGUCCAAGCUGACGUGAAUAACAAGCCUAUUGUCAAACAUGCGGCAGCCGCACCCCCUAGGCAUACUAUCAAAACACCUAUACAUACUACACCACCUAAAUACACCACGCCACUUAAGCCUACUACACCCUCUAGGCAUACUACACCUCCAAAACAUGCUACGCCUCCUAGGCAUACUAUCAAAAUACCUAUACAUACUACACAGGAUAUACCACCUAUACCUCCCGAGCAUGCUACGCCUCAUAUACAUACUACAUUCCCUGAACAACCCCUAGAGGGGGAAGAACAUGAGGAUACCAAGACUGCAUUAAUCACGGCAGGGGUAGGGCUCAUCAUAGGGUACAUCUGGCUUAAGUAA